Molecule: messenger RNA, 543 nt
Organism: Miscanthus lutarioriparius
Lineage: Eukaryota; Viridiplantae; Streptophyta; Magnoliopsida; Poales; Poaceae
Source: the annotation of a GenBank genome assembly
AUGUGGGAUUCAAUGAUAGAGAAAGUGAAGAAAGUCAUAUAUCGAUAUGAGGGCAAGCAAGAAGAUGAGGAGUCAAGUCUGUACUCGGUUAUUUAUGACAUAUUGAUUGCUAGGUGGACAAAAGGAAAUAAUCCACUUCAUUGUUUAGCUCAUUCACUUAAUCCAAGAUAUUAUAGCAAAAAGUGGAUUGAAGAAGGUCCUGGCCGUGAACCACCCCACAAGGAUAAAGAGGUAUCAAAAAUGAGGAUGGUUUGCUUCAAGAAGUUAUUUCCCAUGCCGGAAGAAUUGGCUAAAAGCGUCUUUGAAGAUUUGGUCUUUGUGCACUCAAAUCUGAGGCAUCUGUCAAGAAGAACUGAUGCAUACAAGACAGGAGAGACAAGGAUGUGGGAUGUAGGAGGGAUUCUUUUGAUUCACUUGGUGGUGUUGGCAUUCUUGAAGUGGCUGAUCUGUCCCUUGAUGAACCUGAAUCGCAAGUCUGUGUCUUUUGGUCCGGAUGAGCUGCCGGUUGAUAUUGUGGAUGACAAUGAAACAAUUGAGGAAUAG